Messenger RNA from Candidozyma auris, 1452 nucleotides. RefSeq names its product ubiquitin-protein ligase. The transcript has a single exon. The record is from RefSeq and is a predicted model, not a curated record. Bases 1 to 1452 code for a protein of 483 amino acids. Lineage: Eukaryota; Fungi; Ascomycota; Pichiomycetes; Serinales; Metschnikowiaceae.
AUGACCGUCAACGAUAGACAAGGGGCUGGAGACAACGACGAUAACAGCUCCCACGAAACACCAUUCUUCGACUCCGCUACGGAACAGCCGUCCGCAUCCGAAAGUGCGUCCAAUGAUGCUCCAGCGGCUGGUUCCUCUGAAGAGUCUACAUCUCGCCCUGCCGAUCAGGAUUCGUCGCCGCCAAUGCUGAAUUAUAACUUCUUUGAUUACUUGCUCAACACUGCGUUGGGUAGAGGUCUGGAGGAGAACGGGCCUCAGAGGGACCUGGUGCCAUCCGGGGACUCUGCUAAUGAAGGCACGGGUGAUGCUCCAUCAAAUAGCUACAUGGGCAUGAUCGGCACCGAUCCUGCUGGUCAGAUCAUCAUUACUGUGAACUACAUGUUUUUUGACGGUGGUGACGGCGAUGGGCCUGGCCGUACUGGCUCGCUUGUCGUGACGUUGCCCAACAAUGCUGCCAACAGAGAACCUCGUGCAAUACAACUGUUCAUUUCGUUGGCCACCCGUUAUGCAUACCUGAUGUUGGUUUCCAACGCCAACAAGAAGAAGGGCAUUUCUCCAGACAAGUUCCGCAGCUUCCCGGUCAAACCAUUGCUGUCCAUCAGAGAAGAAAGUUGCUCGAUCUGUUUCGAGCAGUUUGAAGACGUGGUUGCCUCGUCUGAUUGCAUAGAUGAUGACUGCGUUACUAAGAAACGUAAAACAAACCUGAGAGAAUCUACUCCUUCCGCAGCAACUUCCAACGAGCGGGAUGCCAAUAAGCAAACCCUAAAUACCUGUGGAAUAGAUUGGAAACACGUUCCUGUGAAGCUUCCUUGUGGCCAUAUCUUCGGACAAUCAUGUCUUGCUCACUGGCUCAAUGACAACCGCAGUUGUCCAUUGUGUAGAGUGAACUUGUCUGACGAAACCAAUGAGGAAAGUUCUUCCGUUCCACCAGUUGCUUACUUGCGAUUCGGUACUCCUGGGGGCGGCGGCUUCCAUUUAUUUGGUGACCAGAACACAAACUCUCCAACUUCCGAAACAUCUGAAACUGACGUCAACCAACCGCAAAACCAACAGUCCCAAGAAUUUUCGGAGACUGCUUCAACAACCACGCAAGAUAGUCAGAGACUGUCGAAUUUGCUUCGGAGAGCCACAUCUGUUAUCUUUCAUCCGAACAGACCCCAGUCAAACAGGACUGCUGAAGAUGAACCCGGCAUGCCUUCGCUAGGUCGCCGACGGAACUCUCCAGUGUCUCCAAUGAUCAACCAAAUCCUCAAUUUGUUUGGCAGAAACCGAAGAAGAAGACUGGAAGACAGGUCAGGAGAGUCGUCUAUUUUUGCCUCAGGAGUAUCAAGUAGAAGAACUGAGGAUGGUGUUGAAACUAUUACGCAUGAAAGUGGUAACCAUAUGGACAAUACUAAUGCACUUGACCCUGAUAGUACUCAGGCCCCUUCCCGUGAUAGCCACCCACAAUGA